AUCCCUUGCCGAAUCGGACAACUGUGCCCCUGGGUUUUCAACUUCCGACUGCAGUCUGCAAUUUACGAGGACGACCCGAUUGAAAUGAUCAAGUUCUAAAAUAUUUAUAACAUUUUCCCAUGUUCAAUGAGACUCGGUCUCCGCGAUUCACACGCUCCAUGCCUUUCCCCGAAAGAAAUCCAUUCUUCUUCUGGCUCGGUUUUCCUUUUCACACCAUAAACUCAUUUCAUUCACACGCUCCUGACCCCUCCACUCUCUGGGUCUACGCUCCUUUACUUUUUAUUUAUUCUUUUGUCUGUUUUCAUUUUCUUUUUUGUCUAAUGGGGUUUUUGGUUGUUGAGCUAAAUUCCAGCUGCGUAGUAUUGACUUGCCGUGGAUCGUGGAGUGCUCGUCCUGUCCCUGGAUACGCUCAUCUCUCUUUCUCGUUCUUUGAGUUUCGCUCAGAAACUCCUAGAAUAAAGUUCUUUGAUUGUUAUAAAAUUGUUCCUUCACUUCUAUCUAUUUGAAUUGUAUGAGAGCGAAGAAAUCAGUUUUGAGAGGCCAUGAAGUGCUUUUCUUUCCCCAAUACAGAGAAAAAUGAUGAACCAGGGACUAUAAAGUCUAUGUCUAUUGGGUCCACCUCCACAUCCAUGUACACAGACCAGGAUACGAGGAGAUCUGGUUCUGAAUUCAAUUCUCAGAACGUCUCAGAAUUAAGCACUGCAUCCUCUGUCAAGUCAUUUGCAAUCAUGUCUCAAAGACAAAGUAAUCUCAGAGAAUUCACGUUCUCAGAGAUGAAGACGGCCACAAAGAGUUUCAGCCGCUCUGUCAUGAUUGGAGAGGGUGGGUUUGGUGGUGUAUAUAGGGGUGUUAUCCGGAGCACAGAUGAUCCUCAUAAAAAGAUAGAUGUCGCUGUUAAGCAACUAAGUAGAAGAGGAUUGCAGGGCCAUAGAGAGUGGGUGACAGAAGUAAACGUUUUAGGUGUUGUUCAACAUCCAAAUCUUGUUAAAUUAUUGGGCCACUGUGCUGAGGAUGAUGAAAGAGGGAUCCAGAGGCUGCUGGUAUACGAAUACAUGCCCAACAGGAGUGUGCAAGAUCACUUAUCAAGCCGAUUUCAGACACCUCUUUCGUGGGCCACAAGAAUGAGAAUAGCCCAGGAUGCUGCUCGCGGAUUAGCAUACCUCCACGAAGGAAUGGAUUUUCAGAUUAUCUUUAGGGAUUUCAAGUCUUCAAAUAUUCUUUUGGAUGACCAAUGGAAUGCAAAGUUAUCGGACUUCGGAUUGGCCAGGCUGGGGCCUUCAGAUGGAUUAAGUCAUGUCUCAACUGCAGUUGUAGGAACAAUUGGAUAUGCGGCUCCUGAAUAUAUUCAAACUGGGCAUCUUACAUCAAAAAUCGAUGUCUGGAGCUAUGGUGUUUUCCUUUAUGAACUCAUCACUGGCAGGCGCCCUUUUGAUCGGAACCGCCCCAAGAACGAGCAAAAAAUGUUGGACUGGGUCAGGCCACACCUGUCUAAUAAGAAAAAAUUUGAGCUGAUUUUGGACCCCAAACUCGAAGGAAAGUAUUCGCUCAAGUCUGCUCAAAAGUUAGCUGCUGUAGCCAACCGAUGCCUGGUGCGGCAGGCUAAAUCACGCCCCAAAAUGAGUGAAAUCUUAGAGAUGGUGAACAGAAUUAUGGAGACAACAGAUAUUGGAGUCCCCGAACACCCCAUCAUGAGUUUAGCUGCAGAAGAAGACUCCAUAGAAUCCAAAAGAGAACGUUUAAAGAGAAUUUUUUUGGAUCCACUUACAGGAGAAAAUAGUUGUUUGAAUUGUGGAACAUGGAGACCUAAGGUUGUCAUGAUUAACAUGCUUGGUAGACCUGAGAAGUAAUACCUUUUUUUUUUUUUGGGGGGGGGGGUAAUGGGCUGGGCCCUCUCUCCGUCCCACCCAGCUCCUUCACGAUGAGAGUGGAUACGUGAGUCAGGCACAAGGCUGCCCUUUUUAGCUGAUUUUGACAAUUACUCUGCGUUAUGUAUAGUGCAGUACUGGAUUGAAUAAACACAUAGAUGAGUCAUGAGUGCAUUGUAUAAACAUAGAUGGUGCUCUAUACUUGCUCAUUGUUGGCCUCAAAACAUACUAUUAUUAUUUUUUAUACCAAAAACUUUAUAUCAGUUCUCAGAA
This is a messenger RNA of Juglans regia (Persian walnut), 2138 nucleotides long. RefSeq names its product serine/threonine-protein kinase PCRK1-like. The record is from RefSeq and is a predicted model, not a curated record. NCBI's taxonomy places the organism in Eukaryota, Viridiplantae, Streptophyta, Magnoliopsida, Fagales, Juglandaceae. Gene Ontology annotation, molecular function: ATP binding; protein kinase activity. The transcript has 5 exons. Gene Ontology annotation, biological process: protein phosphorylation. The coding region runs from base 543 to 1847 and encodes 434 amino acids.